Molecule: messenger RNA, 930 nt
Organism: Hyla sarda
Lineage: Eukaryota; Metazoa; Chordata; Amphibia; Anura; Hylidae
Product: olfactory receptor 510-like
Exons: 1
Coding region: 1-930 (309 amino acids)
Biological process (GO): G protein-coupled receptor signaling pathway
Cellular component (GO): membrane
Molecular function (GO): G protein-coupled receptor activity; olfactory receptor activity
Source: RefSeq, a predicted model, not a curated record
AUGUGUGAGGAGAAUCAGACGCAGGUCACUCAGAUACGUCUUCUUGGGUUUCAGAGUCUACACAAGUACAGGACUCUUCUCUUCAUUGUGUUUCUCCUGACUUAUAUAUUUAUACUGGGAGGAAACCUUCUUAUUAUCCUUCUGGUUUCCAUUAUUGAUCACCUCAAAACCCCAAUGUUUUUUUUUCUAAAACACUUAUCCAUAACUGACGUCUUACUAACCACCAGUGUCGUCCCUGUGAUGUUGGACAUAAUACUUGUUGAGGAGGGUAUUUUGUCCUUUUGGGGUUGCAUGAUACAGCUGCUUUUAUUUGCUUUAUUUGGAUAUUUCCAAUGUUCUCUCAUUGCCGUCAUGUCCUAUGAUCGAUAUUUGGCAAUUUGCCACCCAUUACGUUAUUCUUCAAUGAUGAUUCCAGCUCUUUGCCUCCAGCUUGUUUUUGGGGUAUGGAUUUUAGUCAGCGUGUUAACAACAAGUGAGUUUCUUGUCAUUAUUCAAUUUAACUUCUGCGGCUUAAACUCCAUUGACCAUUUCUUCUGUGACUUUGGUCCAGUAAUAACAUUGACCACUUCAGACACUUCUAUUUUUUUGUUGCAAGACAAUGUUAUUUCUGUUGUUUUGAUAUUUUUCCCAUUUGUUUUUAUUGUUGUGACCUAUGCUUGUAUUUUCUACACCAUCCUUAAAAUACCUUCAACUCUCGGUAAAAGAAAAGCCUUCUCCACGUGUAGCACCCACCUGAUCACUGUUGGUACCUAUUAUGGUACCCUAAUAACAGUCUACAUAAUUCCACCUGAUGAAAGUUCCUUAUAUAUCAACAAAUACAGAUCUCUGUUGUACCUAGUGGUGACACCAUUAAUGAACCCCAUUAUCUACAGCCUGAGGAACCAGGAGAUAAAGAGAGCUGUGCAAAAACUCACCAUUUACAUCUUUUAA